Molecule: messenger RNA, 294 nt
Organism: Capronia epimyces CBS 606.96
Lineage: Eukaryota; Fungi; Ascomycota; Eurotiomycetes; Chaetothyriales; Herpotrichiellaceae
Exons: 3
Coding region: 1-294 (97 amino acids)
Source: RefSeq, a predicted model, not a curated record
AUGAUGCAAAGAACCCCGAAACGAAUCGUCCUUCGUUUCCACGAGAAAUAUGAACGUGAACCAGGAACAAUCAUAGAAAAAUUCUUUGAGACAGUCAAGAUUGAUCCUGCAGACGACUACUUUCCACAUCUAUGCCCUCCAGAUGACUCCACAAAGAUGCAUGUUGUCAUCGAUCUCUAUUGCAAAUCAUCCCCCUCUGUAAACCUUGAUCAAGUCUCGCACGAGGUUUAUAGGGUCAAAAAGACGGAUGACUUCACAUAUCAGAAACUCGCCCCCAAUGCCUUCAUCCGAUGA